GAUCUCUGGAGCGAAAAAUUACUUAAAAAGAUGGCAUUGCCUUUUCUCCUCGGGCCGAUCUCUCAUACUGCGACUUCCCUAUUCUCUUCAAAUGCCCUAACGACUUCUGUUUCUCUGGAAGAGCAGAGCAGCUUAUUUGACCGAACCAGCGCCGCAGCUGAGAAUAUAACACUGGGACUUCGCCUAUUUACCCCGCUCAUCGCCAAUCGCCAGAGCUGUUAUUGCCCCCAAACGCAGAGUUGCAUUGAUACCCUGCAGUUUUAAGUCGUAUAAACAAUAAUCAUGUCUGAACAAUUUGCAUAUCGGCCCCCGCCGAGCCAGGGCUCGUUCGCUUAUCCCUCUAACGCGCCCACCUACGCGCCCCCUCAGGCUUCCCCGAGCUUUCCGCCUCCCAAUCUCACUUUUCCGCCGCCACCUCAGCAGCCGGCGCAUUCACAUGGCGAGAACAAGCCCCCUACACCACCUAUGAACGAGAAAGCGACAUAUGCUACCGAAAAUACCGGCUCGUUUGGUGCCAACACAGCCAUUCGAAGCUCCUCAGAUAGACCUCCGUCAGGCACAACGCUUACGAGAGCCCACACGGACAUGUCCCUCGGCAGCAAGUCGGGUCCUUUGGCUUCUGCUAACUUUAUCGGCGCAUCGUCCACUGACAUCGACGACGUGGGGACCUUCAAUGGUGGCAGCUACAGGAUCAGUCAUCGGGACACCAACAGUCUCCUGACCAUCCAAUUAGCUAUGGGGUGUCCGCUGCAGGCCAGACCUGGUAUCAUGAUCGCUAUGUCGCCUACAAUCUCUCUGAGGGGCUCGCUCUCCUUCGGGUGGAUGAAAGCCCUCGCAGGCGGCCAGAUCGCACGCUCGACUUACACCGGGCCUGGAGAGCUCCUGCUCGCUCCCUCCGUCCUGGGCGACAUCACCGCUAUCCGAAUCGACGGACAACAAGAAUGGACUGUGGGACGAGAUGCCUUCCUCGCUGCGACCAGUGGCGUCAAAACAGAGUACAAGACCCAGGGCAUCAUGAAGGGCGUGUUCUCCGGCGAGGGGUUCUUUGUCUACAGGAUAUUCGGCGCCGGGAUUCUCUGGAUGCAGAGCUUCGGCGCCAUCGUUAAGAAAGAGCUCGCCGAGGACGAAAUCUACUUCGUGAACAACGGACACCUGGUGGCGUGGAACUGCAAAUACAAAAUCGAGCGCGUCGCCUCCGGCGGCAUCAUCUCCAACUGGAGUGCCGGAGAGGGUCUGGCCUGUCGGUUUACCGGCCCUGGCACGGUGUACAUGCAGACCCGUAAUGUGUCUUCCUUCCUUGCGCAUAUCAACGGUGGGAAGUCCAGCACCUGAAGUAGUAGGCAUGCAUUCGGGAAAGCUCCUGGUCAAAC
Molecule: messenger RNA, 1370 nt
Organism: Aspergillus saccharolyticus JOP 1030-1
Lineage: Eukaryota; Fungi; Ascomycota; Eurotiomycetes; Eurotiales; Aspergillaceae
Product: AIM24 family protein
Exons: 6
Coding region: 283-1332 (349 amino acids)
Source: RefSeq, a predicted model, not a curated record